Molecule: messenger RNA, 2875 nt
Organism: Lactuca virosa
Lineage: Eukaryota; Viridiplantae; Streptophyta; Magnoliopsida; Asterales; Asteraceae
Source: the annotation of a GenBank genome assembly
AUGGAAGGAUCUAAUGAUGAAGAGGAAGAUGAUGAUUUCGAUGAUGAUUCUGAAGGAUUUAGUGGUGGUGGACUGCUUAUACAGUCGGAGAUGCAACAUGGUUCGAUGAAUAUGGUGGCAUGUGCUCAGAAUGUGAAUGGGGUUGCAAUCAGUGGACCUGAAGAGUAUUUGGCUAUGGCUUCUUUCCCAUGUUUAUUUUACUUGCAUAUGAACCAUUUGAUAAAAUGCCUGAAUGAAAUUGUUUCAACUUAUGAACCAUCUGUGAUUGAUAAUGAACAAGAUGCUAUCAAGAUGAGGAUGAUAAUGGAUGCAGUUUUCAAUGUGAUUGUUCUGAUGUUUAUUGCUGCAAUUAUUAAGUUUAUUUGGAAUGUUGCAUUUGUGUGUAGAUCUGUUAACAUCAAUUUCUGUACUUUUGGUGGCUCAGCAGCUUCGAUUGUUUUUUUGGGAAAAACAUUUGCUUUCAUUUUGUGAAUAUUAGAGUCCCUUAUCAAUGGACCUGAGAAAGUUUCAAGGAAGACCGGCUAUGACAGGUAGGGAUGAGCAUCGCAACCGGGUACCCGCUUUUGGAACCGGAACUGCCUCGGAACUAUCGGUUCCGGAACCGGAACUGCCUUAAGCGGUUCCGGUUCCGGUUCCUAAAGUUAUGGAACCGCCUUAAGCGGUUCCGGUUCCGGUUCUCAUUUUUUCGGAACCGCUACCCGCUGGGUACCCGCCGAAACUGGUUAUAUAUAUAUAUAUAUAUAUAUAUACACACACACACAGCACACACAUUUUUUCCGUACUUGAUCGGCAAAUAUAAAAUAAACAAAGUAUCUACUUUAAAGCCUUAACAUUACCAAAGCAUAUUGUUGUAGUUUGAUAUUAAAAAAAUGUGUAGUAUUAUUUAGACCGGUUUAGAAUAUAUUUGUCUAAUUUUAUCUGUCGUUGGUUCAAAUUGUUUCGAUUUAGACCGAACUAAAUUGCGGUUUUUAUUGACAAAAGUAAACAAAUAUUGAAGUAACCGGGUUACCCGGCCUUGGAACCGGACCGCCGGUUCCGGGACUGGUUCCAAAAAUUUAAGAACUGCCUUGACCGGUUCCGGUUCUAACUUUCUAUGAACCGCCGGUUCCGGUUCUGAUUCCGGUUUUCGCAAAAUGAGGCGGAUACCCGCCUAUGCUCAUCGCUAAUGGCAGGUCACCUACGAUCCUUGUGCUUCUGCCAACCAGAGAAUUAGCAAAGCAACUGUCUUAUCAUUUGGUUGCUUCCCUUACUUUCCAAAAAUGGUAUUAUCUUGAAAUCUUAUAUUGUCAUUUACAAAUUGCAUGCCAGCUGUUUGUUUUUAUGCUUCAAAGAGAAAGGUCAUUGGUUUACAACUUUUUUUUCUCAAUAUGACGUUUCAUUUCUGUUUUCACUAUUGUUUUGUUUCUAUUUACUUGAAAUUGACCAAUUUUCUUUAUGUAAUUAAGAGUGUUUACUUCAAAUUGACCAAUUUCACUUUAUGGUGUGAUGUUCAUGUAAUUGGGUGUUCAUAGAAUCAAAAGGAUAUAUGUAAUUUUAUAAAACAAAGUUCAUACAAAUUAUAUUGCCUAUAAUUCUGAUCAAUUUGUUUCUCACAAGGGUAAAGGGGUGUUGGAUCGAACCGUAAUACCAAGUGUUAAUGUCAAAAUAAAUGAGAAACAUAUAUGCCAUUUUUACCCUCCACGUUAUUGAUGUUGUUUAUUAUGUAAGUUGUUGCAUUAUGCAUGAUUUUGUGUUUUAAAACAGACAUGUAUCUCAUACAGGUAAGUAGCGCAUGAAUAUUCGGAUAGAAUUUUUUGUUUCACUCAUGUAAGGUCUUAAUUUUUCAUCUUUUUGAGUUGUUGAGGAAUGUGAUUUUGUUUUUCCCUAAAAAAAUUAAUUUGACAGAUUUCGUUUGUUUGUCUAUGUCAAAUCUAGCAUUUGGGUUUUUAGUUCUAACCCUUUGUUUUAUAAAUAAAGCCAAAUGAACUUAAGUUCAAGGAAGAAAAGUACCAUUUUUCAUCACAAGGUUUAAAUUUAAGUUUGUCACUUUAUCAAAUUGGACGAAUUUGCCCUUGUAGUUGAUUUUAAUGCUACCUGAUGACGAUUUCAAGUUUUUGGACAAAACUACCCUUGCUUCAGGUUUGAUGUCUUGUGUAUCUAUUUGGAUAGAGUGUAAUAUGGUAUUUUGGCUUACAUUGGACGAUUUUACCUCCCAUGUUGAUAUUACUAUUUCUGAUGGGGUUUCUUUUGUCACAAUAUGCCAACUUCUUUAUCAAGUUUUUUUUUUUUUCAAAAAACUUUGAUCGACUUACUGGAAACUUUUUACCAAUAUAGACAAUGUAUUUUACUUUUCACCCAUACUUACAUUUCUUUGUCUAUAAUAACAACUUACUUACCAACAAUGGGAAUAUGUAACAGUCGCUUAUAUCAGCUUAUGUUAUUACUUUUACAACUAUGACAUUGACAAGGAAAAAAACUCAACUUAAUUUCAAUUUUACACGUCUUAGAGAAAAAGAUGAAUUUUUUUCUUUUCUUUAAUUAUAUUUUGUUUUGAUGGAAAUCUUGGGAAGCAACGCAAGUACAUUGUCAUUUUCACACAUUCUUUAUUGAUUAUAUUUUAUUAUUACUGACAAACUUCAUAUGUGUGUGUCAAUGUCACUUGUAGGCGGCAUGUAGAAACGCACCAGAAAGAAGUGAGGCGAAGAGAGGUUUGGUCUCUAGCGAAUUUACUUUGACUUUUAUUUUUAUUUUUUACAAAAAAAUUUAUUAUUCGUCUACAUUGUACUGAAAUUGUAAUUUAAGUGGUGUUGGAUCAAUCGGAAAACAAAGAGGUUGUGAGGUUACAUACACAUUAUUGAAUCAAUGGUUUUAUUUGCUCAUUCAUAACUGCAAAGGG